Molecule: messenger RNA, 2453 nt
Organism: Larimichthys crocea (large yellow croaker)
Lineage: Eukaryota; Metazoa; Chordata; Actinopteri; Sciaenidae
Gene: anxa11a
Product: annexin A11a
Exons: 15
Coding region: 16-1806 (596 amino acids)
Biological process (GO): phagocytosis; cytokinetic process
Cellular component (GO): cytoplasm; plasma membrane; nucleus
Molecular function (GO): calcium ion binding; calcium-dependent phospholipid binding; phosphatidylserine binding
Source: RefSeq, a predicted model, not a curated record
GGGUGGGAGCCCUACAUGGAAAGUCAAGAGUCCCACCCACUGUACUCUCUGCUUAAAUACAGUCAUAACAGGGACUGGUCUGAAGUAAUACGUCUUCCAGGAAGAGACAGAAAGCAGACUAAAAAAGCCAUGAGCUACCCUGGAUACCCCCCUCAGGCAGGCGGCUACCCUCCACAGCCUGGUGCUUACCCUCCACAACCUGGUGCUUACCCACCUCAGCCUGGAUACCCUCCACAGGCUGGGGGCUAUCCUCCACAGGCUGGUGGUUAUCCCCCCCAGGCUGGCGGCUAUCCCCCACAGGCUGGUGGCUAUCCUCCGCAGGCUGGAGGAUAUCCGCCACAGGCAGGAGGCUACCCACAGGCACCACCACCAGGCAGUUGGGGCGGUGGCCCUACCGGUGGAUAUCCCUCCAUUGGUCUCGACAGCUUAUCCAACCCUGGAUACAACGCUGGCAUGGGCAGUCAGAGCUCUGCAGGCAUGGGGGGUUUUACUCCAAACCCAUCCAUGUACCCCCAAGCCCCUCGGGGGUACCCAUCUGGCCCUCAGCCUAUCGGGUAUGGUGCCUCCGUCCCUAACCAACAGUCAUAUGGCCUGUACCCACAGCCAGGAGGGACCAUGCCCCCAAACCAAGCUCCUGGUAUGGGCUACCCUGGUCAGCCUGGCCAGCCAAUGCAAGGAUAUCCCCGUGCACCAUCACCCAACCCACCAAUGGCUGGUUAUGGAGGAGCACCCGCACCUAACCCAUCAAUGCCUGGUUAUGGAGGAGCACCAGCACCCAUGCCAGCCUACCCAAAUCCGUCCAUGCCAGCCUACGGAGGAGGAGCCAUGCCGAUAGCUCCAGCUAUCAAUAGAGGAUUCAGGGGAACAAUCAAGGACUAUCCUGGAGCUGACCCACUUAAAGAUGUGGAGGUCCUGAGGAAAGCCAUGAAGGGCUUUGGAACUGAUGAGCAAGCUAUCAUCGACUUACUGGGGAGUCGCUCCAACAAGCAGCGCGUACCUUUGCCCCGAGCCUACAAAACGUCCUAUGGAAAGGAUCUGAUUAAGGAUCUGCAUUCAGAACUGUCUGGAGACUUCAGGAAGCUUGUCAUGGCCACUUUGAAGACCCCAGCUGAGUUUGAUGCCUAUGAGCUCAACAGUGCCAUAAAGGGAGCUGGAACUGAUGAAGCCUGUCUGAUAGAGAUCCUGUCUUCUCGCUCUAAUGCUGAAAUCAAGGAGAUAUGUCGCAUUUACAAACAAGAAUACAAGAAAUCACUCGAGGAUGCCAUCAGUGGAGAUACCUCAGGCCACUUCCGCAGGCUCCUGAUUUCUCUUUCCCAGGGUAAUCGUGAUGAACGUGAAACUGUUGACAUCUCUCUGGCUAAACAGGAUGCUCAGGCCCUGUAUUCUGCUGGAGAAAACAAGCUGGGAACAGAUGAGUCCAAAUUCAAUGCUAUUUUGUGUGCCAGGAGCAAACCCCAUCUCAGAGCAGUGUUCCUAGAGUACCAGAAGAUGUGUGGCAGAGAUAUCGAGAAGAGCAUCGACAGGGAGAUGUCCGGAGAUCUCGAGAGUGGAAUGUUGGCAGUGGUGAAGUGUAUUAAGAACACACCUGCCUACUUUGCUGAGAGACUUUACAAGGCCAUGAGGGGAGCUGGGACCAAAGACAGAACCCUGAUCCGGAUCAUGGUCACCCGUUCUGAGGUUGACAUGCUGGAUAUCCGCCAGGAGUAUGUCAAGAACUACGGCAAAUCACUGUACACACACAUCUCUGGAGACACAUCUGGAGACUACAAGAAGCUCCUACUGAAGUUCUGUGGGGGCAGUGACUGAAAAGGAACCAACGUGUUACAACAUUAUUGAAACAUUUUCUAUAAAUAUCAAUCUCUUUGCAAUAUCUAUAUGCACUAUACACAAACUGCAAUGCUGCAUGCCAUGCCAGUGCUCAUAAUGUAAUGUUUACCUUGUUUUACACCAAUAUUACUUCAUUUUGUUUUGUUUCUUCCAUAUACAAUAUGCACCAAAGGUUUUAUAUUUUUUCACUUGUGAUAUCUUUGCAGGAUAUUUGAGUUUAAUAUACAUGGCCAUACAAUCAAGAUAUUUGUAUCUUUUUAGAGCUAUACUUUUUUUUAAGACAUUGUAUAUCAAUUGUGCCAAAAUGAUUAGAUAUGUAAUAUCUGGCAAAAAAUUUUUUUAGCCAAAGUCGUAAUGUUCAGGAACACUGAAUAAAAUGUGGGACAUAGAAUACAUAGCAGCUAAGUACCAAAGUUGUCUAUUAAUGUUUGCAAUCGUAUAAUCUCUUCUAUAUAUUGUCUACACUUAAAUUUUUCUUCAUUGUAGCUGUGCUGUAUAUGCAGCAGAUGUGUUAAUUUGUGUACCGUAUAUCUGUCAUUGAAGCAUGUAAAGCUCAAGCAUUACAUUUCAUAAGUUGUGAUUUUAUCUUUAGCAGUCUUAGAAAAUAAAUACUGAGUACACACACU